AUGGCGGCGCUGGGGCGUGGGGGCGGCCGCCUGCUGCAGCUCACCCUGGCUCUGAUCAAGCCGGACGCCGUGGCCCAUCCCCUGAUCCUGGAGGUGCCCGGGCCGGGCAGGGAGAAAGGAGGGAUGGUUGGGGAGGACUGUCCGGCGGCAGCGGAGCCCUGAAGGCCGUCCAAGGAGGCGAGCGCUUCUUUCCGUAGGGAGCCGUGGAAGGCUUCGGAGCGAGAGCGGCAGUGACCUAGCGGGGUUAGGAGCACGGCUGGGAUGGCCCAGACCCUGUGCAUGUGGGGAGGGGAGGCGCCCCCUCUGCCCCCAGCCUGGGACCCUUCCCUAGUAAUAAAGCAGGACUUUGAGUUUGCCGAGGGCUCGCGCUCUUAUAGGCAGGAAACAGGCAGAGAACGCGUCUGAGCUUUGGAGCCCGGGAGUCUGGCUGCCGGAGGGCCGAGGGGUGUCGCUGCCGGGCGCCCCCUGCAGGCUGAGGCCGGAGUUACCAUAGGCAGGCGCUGCAGGGAUGCUCAUCCUGGGAGGCCCCGGGGGAGGGGGUCCCCCGGACUGGCUUUUUAGCCGCCCCGGCUUCCUUCCAGGCCAUUCACCAGCAGAUCCUGAGCAGUCAGCUCCUCAUCGUGCGCGUGCGAGAUCUGGCCUGGAGGCGGGAGGAGUGCCAGAGGUUUUACCAGGAGCACGCAGGGCGCUUUUUCUACCAGCGGUUGGUGGAGUUCAUGGCCAGGUACCCCCGCUUCUCCUGGGGAGGGGGGGUGGGUGUGGAGCUCAUGGGUCACCCCCUUUCCUCAUCCCCAGUGGCCCCAUUCGGGCCUACAUCCUGGCUCACGAGGACGCCAUUCAGCUCUGGAGGAACUUGAUGGGACCAACCAAGGUGUUCCGCGCCCGCUACGUGGCCCCGGACUCCAUCCGUGGGCGCUUCGGCCUCACGGACACGCGCAACACCACCCAUGGCUCAGACUCCGUGGUCUCUGCCCGCAGAGAGAUCGCCACCUUCUUCCCCGACUUCGAUGAGCGGCGCUGGUACCAGGAGGAGGAGCCCGGCCUGCGCUCUGGCCCCGUGUACUAUGACCCCGAGGGAGGCAUUCACUGCCCCCAACCGGCCGCCCCUGCCAGUGACCUGGCCUGAGCCUCGGUUUUCUCCUCUGGGAAAGGCCCCAUGGUCCUACCUCACAGCUUUGUGGUGAGGAUUCAGUGAGAAAAACACCUGGUCAGCCUCGGGGUAAUGUCUGCCCUGGUGUCUGACUGGCUCUCCCUCCUCCUUCCUCCUCCUCCAGACCUGCCGGAGGGGCUCCAGGCUCCCCCUGCAGCCCCCUAAACUCCCACUCCCCUCCACCUCAGUCCUGUGGCUUUGGCCAGAAAGUCCUUCUCGGGCCUCCCCUGCCCCAGCCCCUGCCCUUGUCCGGGACAGCAUUUUAGAGCACAUCAGCUGGAGGUUCCUGCCUCCCCCCAUCGGCCUGUGCGGAAGGCAGCCGGUUUUUGCCUUCCGGGGGAGCUACAGACCUCUCCCACAGCCCGGCUGCCUUGCUUUGGUCCCUCAGGCUCAUCCUGUCCUUCCUAACUCCGGCCCCUUCCUGCAGCUCGAAGCCUGGGAAAACCCCUAAGUCUUCUCAGGUCAUUUCUCCGGCUUGGGAAAUUGGUGUCUCAGGUCCAGUUAGAUCUGGCCUUUGGAUUCCAGUCCAGGUAGACCCGAGUUCAAAUCCUGCUUCAGACGCUCUAGCUGUGGAGACCACGUCCAUAUCCUUGCAUGGGAAGCUUUCUCUAAGGCCUCUCGAGGACUUGGGUGAGAUUCUGCAGCACCCCCUGCAAAAGCUCUGAUCUGACACAGUGCCUUCUGGGAGUCAUGCUGGCCCUUGGGUUCCCCAACAACGUUAUUCACUCCUUAUUCGCUCCCUGUCAUCGGCAGAUGGAAGUUUCUUUGACGUUGAGCCCUGGCCCGUCCCUGUUCCUUGUACUUUUCUUAUCUCUUUUCUCAUCAAGCGUCCCCUUGUCCUUCCUGGCCCUUUUCUUUCUCUCUCCCAUGUGGGGAUCCCCGGUGUCUGAGCCCCCCACCCCCCGAAAAGCUUUUUGCUGAGCUCCCCCACAGGAUGCUCCACUCCACAGUUGCCUGUCUGUUCUUGCAUCUUGUACAGACUGGUCAGCUUUUGAUUUCUGCCUUAGCUGCCCCCUCGUUUGGGGUCGCCUCUCCUUGUUGCCAGCUACCUCUCCCUUCCAGCUGCACCUCCACGGAGGACUUGGGACUAGGAGCCAGGCUAUCACCCCAGUGCCGGCCGCCUUUUCUCCCCAAAAACCAAUUUAAUCGCGUGUGCCCUUGGUUGGGUUCUCCUGUCACACUCAUCCCUGAGGGACAAAAUUUGCCCCAGGAAGCUGGGGCGUUGUGUAGACUCAGUCUGCCAAAAAUUCACCACAACAUACCAAGGUUGUGCCUCUUAGCUGCUAGCGGGUCUCCGCCUUCAGUUUCCUUACCUGUAAACUGGACAUCCAGGUGUGGCCUGGAGCUUAGUACAAAGUGCUUUUUAAACCUCCUGGGAUCAGGGAAGCGGGGCAAUUGGCCUUCAGACAUCCCCUAGGAGAAGCAACGUAGCUGCGCCCUGAGAACUGGACAUUGUUUAUGUGGUUUAAGCCCUUUCUUCCAUUUUCCCAAUGAAUCCAUGGUUGAGGCAUUUGAACAGGCAGUAUUCAGUUAAAGAAAGCAAAGCUAUCUAUAGGCAUAUGGAAAAGGGCUUUAAAUUACUUUUGAUGAGAGAAAUGCAAAUUUAAAACAACUCUGAGACACCCGUUGGCACCUCUCAGAUUGGCCAAAAUGCUGGAGAGGAUGUGGAAAAAUGGGGACUAAUGCAUUGGUGGUAGAGUUGUGAACUGAUGGAGCCAUUCUGGAGUGCCAUUUGCAACUAUGUCCAGAAGAUGACCAAACUGUGUACCUUUUAACUCAGCAAUACCACUGCCAGGUCUGUAAUUCAAAGAAAUUAUAAAAAAGAGGAAAGGACCUAUUUGUGCAAGCAAGUGGUAGCAAAAUGCUGGAAAUUGAGAGGGUGCCCAUCAAUUUAGAAAUGGCUGAAUAACUUGUAUAUGAAUGUAACGGAGUACAAUUGUGCUGUAAGAAAUUACGAGCGGGCAAAUUGCCGAAAAGCUGGAAAGUUGGGUACAAAUUGAUGGAAAGUGAAAUGAGCAGAACUAGGAAAGCAGUGUACACAGUACCAGCGACAUGGUGUGAUGGAGCUGUUAUGAAUGACUCGGAUCUUCUCAGCAGCACAAGGCCCAAGACAAGUACAAAGCACUCCUGAAGGAAAAUGUUGUUCGUAUCCAGAGAAGAUAGAUGGGAUCUGAGUGCAGAUUGAAGCACAUUUUUUCACUUUAUUAAUGGGUUUUUUUUCCCUUUUGAGUUAUUUCACAACUGAUUAAUAUAGAAAUGUCUUGCAUGAUAGCACAUGUAUAAAUUAGAUCAAACUGUUUCCGUUUGGAAGAGAGGAGAAAAAGGAAGGAGAAAACUUUGAAAUUCAAGAAAUUGUAAAAAUGAAUGCUAAGGAACUUUCCUGUAUCAAGGAGAAAAAAUAAAAUACUAUUUUAUAUACA
Molecule: messenger RNA, 3570 nt
Organism: Antechinus flavipes (yellow-footed antechinus)
Lineage: Eukaryota; Metazoa; Chordata; Mammalia; Dasyuromorphia; Dasyuridae
Gene: NME6
Product: NME/NM23 nucleoside diphosphate kinase 6
Exons: 3
Coding region: 509-1126 (205 amino acids)
Biological process (GO): UTP biosynthetic process; CTP biosynthetic process; GTP biosynthetic process
Molecular function (GO): nucleoside diphosphate kinase activity
Source: RefSeq, a predicted model, not a curated record